AUGGCGUUCAAACCACUUUUGCCGCCCGACAUCAUCUCUCGCGAUGGCCAAAAUAAUACCGCAACAGCGCAUCCUCGCAAGAUCCCAUCUAUGGGCCCUAUAAUCAGUGAUCUCAUGACAACUUCGAGCUGGCUUUUGCUGGGUGGGUUGCUCCAGAGUCUUGCCUGCACGGCCUUUGGCCCAAAAGCGAUUCUACUAUCGGCGUUUAUUUUGCUAUAUCGCGUCGUAGACAAUAUGCUGAUGACAUUCCACAUCACCCGAAAUCGCUACUUGGACGGUGCGAUCAUGGAGAAAGUCAGUCCGCAAAUCCCCAAUCCGGACGGAAGCUUCGGGAAUGAGCCAUCGAACGACUCGAUGGUUGUUUUCUUGCUUGGUUCAAGGAGCAACCACCCACUCGGUGUUCUUGCGCCCGGUAUGAUUGGCAUGGGUCUUCGGGUGAAGGAUAUGAUAACAGAUAUGUACGCAGAUCCAGAAAAAUCAGGAAUUCUGGGAACAUCUCGUUGGGUGAAGCAAGAAGAUGCGGCAGGCAACGAGAGCAUGAAUGUUUUCUACCUACGGGACUAUGAAUGCCUUCGAAAACUUGCGAAUGGCGAGAUGCACAUGGAGUCCGUUCGAUAUUGGGCUAAGCUGGUCAAGGAGAACCCGCAUUUGACUAUCUACCAUGAGACCUAUGUUGUUCCGAAGGGCCAUUGGGAAGCAAUCUAUGUUCACAGCAAACCAACUGGAUUUGGGAAUACAUGGUUUCCAACAAGAGCGAAAGAUAGCACAGGACCUGUCUCGGAGUAUACGCGGCCACUUGUGGAUGCAAGCACCGGCUUGCGCUCGGCUACAGGGCGAUUACCUUUUGCGCGGGGACAAAAAUCAGAGAAUUUUCCUCGGUAA
Messenger RNA from Penicillium malachiteum, 882 nucleotides. RefSeq names its product DUF4188 domain-containing protein. The transcript has a single exon. Bases 1 to 882 code for a protein of 293 amino acids. The record is from RefSeq and is a predicted model, not a curated record. NCBI's taxonomy places the organism in Eukaryota, Fungi, Ascomycota, Eurotiomycetes, Eurotiales, Aspergillaceae.